GCAACGGAAUACCACUACGAGAACAUGAAAAGGAACAUGGAAGACAUGGACAAGAUUCUGACUGUCUACCCGAUGCAACGACUCGUAAGACUCAAAAACGGAAGGAUCUCAAAGAGAAGUGAAGUUAGCCAGUUGUUCACUUCUUUCAUGGCGUUUUGUGAAAAUCUUCGAAAUGAAAACAACACAGUCAACGCUAAACCCACAACGACGAAUAAGACCCAUAAAAUACCCCAAACGUCUCACACUCGCAAACCAUCCAAAGCAUAUUGGUACAGCCUCGAAUCCAACGUGAAACCCGUCAAACUGAAGCUGAGACGAAGCAAGACCCACGUGACUGUUGUGGUCACUGUGAAACAUUCGGUACCCUGCUUCGUUAUGCCCUUUUUGUCUUUAUUUCAAUCUCCAAAACCUCUCAUGAGAAAACUGAGGAUUGGUCCUAAAGAUUCAGUACCAAAGGUCUCGAGAGCUCGAUUCUUGCUUGAAGCAAAAGUGUGUUUGGAUUCAGUGUCUAGCGCUUCAUCUCGUGUACACUUUCAAGUCGGUGAAAUGGAGCGGAAAUUUGCACCUUCCGCCACUAUCGGAAUUGACAUAUGUAAGGGAAUGGAAGAACGAGAUCCUAUGUCUGCAACAAGUACAGUGGCCUCAGAAUUUAUUGAGGAAGAAAUCCGUAUCCUCCAAUUUAAUUGGACCUUGCAAAACAAUACAUUGAUCUCAGGCAAUGGUCAAAAUUCAAGUUUUGAAGUAGACUUGACACCAACAAAGUACAUUGGGUUUGCCGUAGACACCAUGGGAUACACUAGUACUGCAGAUACAAUUUCCAAGUCAUUUUGGGACGUAACAGGUGAGAAGAAUGCAAACGGUUCUUAUGAUCUACAAGCUGAAAAAAUAGAGCAGUUUGGAAACAGCAAUAUGACAUUCGUUGAAGUUAUGAAGUCAACAGUAAGCCAUAACACUUCUCAGAAGAACACGAGAGGCGAACAACCUGCUACGUCAACGGCUAGAGUUCAUUUGACUGUUGACACCGCCUCUGGAACAGACACAGGAGUUCUGUAUCUUUCCCAAGACUUCCUAAAUGACCGUGAAGACAGUGAGGCAAUCAUACAAAGUAGUCGACUAUGGUUUCCAUUGCACGUUAGAAAAAAUGAAGAAACCCCUUCUAUUCCUUAUGGGAAAUUUGCAUUUUUCAACAGAACUCGAUUCCUGUGUAACACAAAUCCAGCCGCUGAAGACCAACUCUGGGCACCAUGUGCCCUCGACUGCCAAGUCUCUGGCGUGGACAUAGCAACACUGAAAAUCUACAAGGCGAAUAAACAAAUGGUCAGUGAAGAUGAAAACAUGGAAGUACAAUCACAAGUAAGCCCUAAUGGUGCAUGGGCAAAGGCUACGAUGCACUUUGAAGAGAAAGACCAGUCUCUUGACGGUGACUAUAUCUGUGAAGCCCGCUCAGAAAGAGGAAUAACAGACCGCAUUGUACUAAACAUGAUAGUGGCUGGCUACCCUGAUAUCAGCGAUGGGGCGUUUACCAUGAGUGUCAUCGAUGACAAGUUUGCAUCUGUGAAGUGUGCAGCCACUGGAACCAAUCUCAACAUGUCGAUCUAUAAGAACGAACGGACCCCAGGGAACCGAAUAGACUUCAAUAUUACAAAGAAUCGCCCUUCUCAAAAUGAACUGAUCUACACCGUCUUGUUGCCGUUAAAUGAACUUCGCUAUUAUACCACUACUCUGGAGUGUGUUGCUGCGAAUAACGCUGGAGAGGAUGUCUCGUUUAUAUACCCAAGCGAGGUCUUAAACCAGCUUAGAUCUACACCUACCACUGACCAUACUUUCUAGUGCUUGAGCAAAGGUGCAUGGCUCUUCCUUUUUUUCUCUCUGCCUUGUAACCCUUUUGUCUCCGAAAUUGAAUUUGAAUAAAAGUAAUUAGACAAUAGA
Messenger RNA from Aplysia californica (California sea hare), 1929 nucleotides. RefSeq lists its product as uncharacterized. The record is from RefSeq and is a predicted model, not a curated record. NCBI's taxonomy places the organism in Eukaryota, Metazoa, Mollusca, Gastropoda, Aplysiida, Aplysiidae.